This is a messenger RNA of Lolium rigidum, 999 nucleotides long. Its product is annotated as BTB/POZ and MATH domain-containing protein 1-like. The coding region runs from base 1 to 999 and encodes 332 amino acids. Lineage: Eukaryota; Viridiplantae; Streptophyta; Magnoliopsida; Poales; Poaceae. Gene Ontology annotation, biological process: protein ubiquitination. The record is from RefSeq and is a predicted model, not a curated record. The transcript has a single exon. Gene Ontology annotation, molecular function: protein binding.
AUGGGCGAGAAGAUCAGAUCAGAAAAGUUCAGCGUCGGUGGCCACGACUGGCGUGUUGAGUGCUAUCCAAACGGCUACCCCGGAUAUGACGGCUUCAUCUCUCUCUACGUCAACCACGCCAGCCACGCCAAGACCGGUGACACUACGGCCAAGUUCGGGUUCAGUAUACUCGACCGGUCCUGCUGGAAGCCAUCGUGCACUAAGUUCACAGAUGAACCUCAUGGUUUCACUAGCACUGAUAUCUCAUGGGGAUGGGGAGAAUUCAUUAAACACGAGGAUCUGGACAAGGGAAAACAUCUCAAGGACGACUGCCUCAGCAUUCUCUGCGACGUCAGCGUCACCGGGCUAUGCGCCGACGAUCACACCGAGGUUGCCGAGCAGGAACCGGAACCGGCACUCCCUGUGCCAGCGUCGCCGCCUUUCGACUUGCAUGGGCCAAUUGGAGAAGCUACGUGGAAUAGGCAAAAACCGGACUUGAAGAUCGAGGCCGGUGGGGAGACGUUCGCCGUGCAUCGGUGGGUGCUCGAGGCCCGGUCGCCCGUCUUCAAGGCAGAUCUCUCCCUUGCCUCGGCGGACGGCGAGGCUGCCGCUGAACUACGCAUCGACAACAUGAAUGCCGACGUGUGCAAGGCUCUGCUCCGGUUCAUCUACGACGAGAUACCGGGUACGGACUUCCUGGAGACCGACGGAAUGGCCAAGAGGCUGCUAAUUGCGGCGGACAGGUAUAAGCUGGAGAAGCUGAAGCGGAUCUGCGAGAUGGCGCUGCUACCGAGCAUCCGCACAAGCUCCGUGGCUGCCACCCUCGUGUUGGCGGAGCAGCAUCGUUGCUCCGAUCUGAAGAGCGCAUGCAUCAAGUUCCUCUCUUCUCCCGGCAACCUUAAGAAAGCUCUCGCGGAGCAGCAUCAUGGCCCCGUGCUGAGGAAGGCAUGCUUGCGGUUCCUCUCUUCCCGUGACAACAUUGUAGCACUCGCGGAGGCGGAUGGUUUUCCGAGAAGAUGA